GUCGGUGUUAAGCUAGUAAGGUCGGUCUUUUUAUAAGCUAUGGUUCUUGAUGGGAUUGUAUCAUCACCAUUACGGAGGCCACAUGCGCUAAAGAAGCAAUGGGAUGACUUGGGUAGCUGCUCUACUGUUGUUCAGAGGCAUCGUUUCCUUUUGACUGCUAUGCUUCUUUUGGCCUUCCUCUGCACUAUUUAUAUCUAUUUUGCCGUCACACUAGGCGCUAGGCACUUGUCCUGUUCUGGGAUGACUGGUAAGGAGAAGGCAAUUUGUCAAAUGGAACACGUCCAAGCCAGUUUCUCCAAAGGAAAACUUAAAUUCUUGUAGAGUCUCAGCCUAACCUGAUUGAUUGCAAUGUCUGUGUAAACGGCCUAGAGAAUCUACUCUUACCUUAUUCUACUGGGAUUAUGUCUCAAGAUUCACAAUUAUUGUACAAAUAUGAAUCUUCUAUAAUGGAACAUAUGCUACAAGUUUUUGAGAA
Molecule: messenger RNA, 475 nt
Organism: Camelina sativa (false flax)
Lineage: Eukaryota; Viridiplantae; Streptophyta; Magnoliopsida; Brassicales; Brassicaceae
Source: RefSeq, a predicted model, not a curated record